CUCUUCAUUUGAUGAUGCAGCUGCUGCUAUGAUGGAUGAGUAUGAGAAGCCUACUGUUGGAAUACCACAGCUGGAUGGUUCAAAAGACAUUCCAGGAAAGAUUCAACAGAGAUCAGCUCUUAAUCGUUACAAACAAAAGAAGAAAGCAUCUGUUGCAACUGUUAUUGGCAGCAGUCCUGAUAGUGAGAAAGAUUUCAAAGUAUCUAAAGGCCAUUACAAGCAAGCACAAGGAGAUCGCAUACAAACACGUCUGUCGUCUAAACGAAAUGCAGCAGUAGAAUGCUCAACAUGUGUGGUUUCUAGUCAGCAGAAAUGCUCAUCACGGUUUCUUACACCUUUGGUUAAGAAAUUGUCUCGGUCAGAUAUUGAAGAUUUAUUAGAAAGUAUUUCUCAUACGGGUUCCUCUGGCAGUGUUUUUCAAGAACAAUCUAUAAUAGGAGAUACUGAGUCUGAGUGUUUUGAAAAUGCUUCUAUGGGUCUAAUGGGAGCAUUUGAUUCUCAAGAAGAUGAAAGCACUUUGUCUUCAACUCUGCUUAUUAAUCGCGUUCAAGCUCAAAAGCCACCUCAUUUAAAGUUUUCAGGGAAAGAGAAGUGCUCAUUUUACCGGAACUCUUUGUUUCAAUACAGCUGUCAUAAUGAGCCAUAUUGUCGUGCAGGAGAUGAAACAAUGCUGGAGCGCUUUUGUGGAUAUGGCUGUAGUGACAAUAUAGAUUCUCUUAGUUGCUUAGCUUUUACUUCUCCGUCAGCAUCACCACUACCACUUGAUGGAAAUUUUCUAGUUAAGGCAUCUGAUCUGUUUGAUGAUUUUGAUUUGAAUUUGGUAAAGGAAUCAGAAAAUGUUGCAAGGCAGGAUAGUUUAGAACCAUCAGCUAAGAAGGUUCGGUUUAGCAUAAAAGAAAGUAAUGAAAGAGUUGCUUCAUGUGAUACAGAUGUUGCUAAUUGUCAGCCUGAGAAAAGUAGUUACAAGAUGGGUGCAGUUUCAAUGAGAACUAAUGAUAAUCUAAAUUGUACUGUCUGGACUCCUGCAAGAUCUCCGCCAACGUCUUCUCAACUUCUGGAUUCAGCAGUUCAUUAUGGUAUUCGAGUUGUCAAACAUCAAGCUGCUUUUUAUAGUCGUGUGGAAGAUGUUGCUCCAGCCAGGGAAGUUGGUGGUCUUCGUCUCUGUGUUCCAUCUAACAAGCUUUUUGACUUGGAUUUUUUCAAUACCAAGAAAUAUCUACCAAUUGACAAGCAGCAUGCUUCUAGUUGUGGCGCAUUGAGUCAAUGGAGAACAUUGAGGAUUACAAAUGCUGAGGGAUUUUCACAGGAUAUUUGGAUGGCUUUGGUUUCUAGCCAAAUUCGGUCUCGUUACAGUGGAUUUGAUGCUGAAAUGAAGCAGAAAGGGAUGAAUAUUAGGUGUUCUCUAAUUGGUGAUCGACGUUGUAUCAUAACACCAGCCAAACGUGCUAUACAUCCUAGCAAGACUACAAACUGGUUGAAAAAGAGAAGACUAAUGCUGGAGACCAAAACCAAAGAUGCAGGCAGUGACUUAAAGAAUUCUUUGAAGUCUGUAAGGAACAAACCAGCAUCAUCAUCAACUGCAACAGUUACUGUCCAAACUGACAGUCAAGCAGAAACAUCGAUUGAGUGCUUUUCGUUACAAACAUCUAGUCAAGUGGCUACCUUACAUCUUACAGAACACAGUACACCAAAGUCACAGAGAAGCAGAAAGAGUUUGUUUGGUCUUUCCAACUGUACGCCGAUUGCCAAGCAAGGCGUUGCUUUGUUUGAGGAAGCUACAGCAGCAAGAGUGCUUUCCAGUGUUAUAGAUUCAGAGCAGAGGCAUUUGUCUGAACGAACACCUCUGAUGGAAAGAGACAGUAAAUUCUCUGGUAGUACUGGUUUGUCUGAUGGCUCAUUUCUUGAUGGACCAACACAAAAUGACAGUUAUGGAUUUAAGAUAAGUCAACACAACAUGCAAAAUGCAAGGGCAUUACACGAGUGUCAGCAUCUCACUCAGCUCAGUAUGGAAGUACAUGUAAAGACUCGACGAGAUAUGAAACCAGACCCAGCUGUUGAUCCAAUUUGUGCCAUAUUUUACUGCAUUUGGCGUGACUUAGAACCAGAUUCCUCUGUGAAUCGUGAAGUCAGUGGCCUGCUGGUUGUGGAUCAAGACAACACAGACAUCAAGUACCUUGAUUACUGUGGCCUUUCAGGCUUGAGUAUACAAUACAAUAUUGAUGAAAAAGAGCUACUGAACAGUUUGGUUCAACUAACUAGGAGACAUGAUCCAGACAUUCUAGUAGGUUAUGAGGUGCAGAUGUUGUCAUGGGGAUAUGUAUUACAACGAGCUGGUGUUCUUAACAUUGACCUUGAAAUGCAACUAUCAAGAGUUCCAGACAAGACUGUUGGCAGUCGAAAAUGUGCUGAAGAUGAGUAUAGUUCUAGAAAGACUUCCGAAGUCAGUAUUGGUGGCAGAAUAAUGCUGAAUGUUUGGAGAUUGAUGAGGCAUGAGGUUACACUAAAUGUCUACAGUUUGGAGAAUGUGGUAUAUCACGUACUGCACAAGCGCAUACCACUCUUUACUUUUCGAAAGCUUUCUGAAUGGUUUGAUGACAAGACUCGGCUUUGCAGAUGGCGAACAGUUGAACAUUACAUGAGACGAUGUCGGGUUACUUUGGAGUUGUUAGAGCAACUGGAUCUGAUUUGUCAAACGAGUGAGCUUGCCAGACUGUUUGGCAUUCUUUUCUAUUCAGUGCUGUCAAGAGGUUCUCAGUAUCGAGUUGAGUCUAUGAUGCUGCGGAUAGCCAAACCUAUGAACUACAUUGCUGUCACACCGAGUCCUCAACAACGGGCAAAGAUGAAUGCUCCAGAGUGCUUACAACUGAUUUUGGAACCAGAGUCGAGGUUCUAUGUUGAUCCUGUUCUUGUUCUUGACUUCCAGUCCCUCUAUCCAUCUAUUAUUAUUGCUUACAACUACUGCUUCUGUACAUGUCUUGGGAGAGUCACAAGCCUUGCAGAGUCUGGUGACUUCAAGUUUGGGGUCACUUCUUUGAAUGUUGAGCCAACAGUAUUGAAGAAAUUGGAAAGCAAUUUGAAUAUUUCUCCUAAUGGAGUUGCAUUUGUUAACUCUUCUGUUCGGCGUGGAGUCUUACCAAGAAUGCUUGAGGAAAUCCUUCAGGCUCGAAUCAUGGUUAAACAAUCAAUAAAGGAAUGUAAAGAUGAUAAGACGCUUUGCCGUAUGUUAAAUUUGCGGCAACUUGGUCUCAAACUUAUAGCGAAUGUUACAUAUGGAUACACAAGUGCCAACUUCUCGGGUCGCAUGCCAUGCAUUGAGGUGGCGGAUAGUAUUGUACGAAAGGCUCGAGAAACAUUGGAACGAGCCAUUCAGAUGGUCAAUUCUAAUACCGAGUGGAAUGCUCGAGUUGUUUAUGGUGAUACAGACAGUAUGUUUGUUCUGCUAAAGGGCAGAUCAAAGGAAGACGCAUUUCGAAUUGGUCAGGAGAUUGUCACAAAAGUGACAGCUGCUAAUCCAAAGCCAGUAAAGUUGAAGUUUGAAAAAGUGUAUCUUCCAUGCAUCUUGGAAACAAAGAAACGUUAUGUUGGAUUUAUGUAUGAGACCAUAAAUCAAGUGGAGCCUGAAUACGAUGCGAAAGGUAUUGAGACAGUACGACGAGAUGGUUGUCCAGCUGUGGUGAAGAUACUUGAGAAAUCACUCAAGUUAUUGUUUACCACACGUGAUGUGUCACGUGUGAAGCGCUAUGUACAGAAGCAGUUUAUGAAAAUGGGAGAAGAACGAAUUUCGUUGCAGGAGUUUAUUUUUGCCAAAGAAUAUCGCGGAAUCAGUACAUACAAACCCGGAGCUUGUGUGCCAGCACUGGAAAUCACAAAGCAGCUUGUGGCCAGUGAUCCCAGAGCCGAACCAAGACUUGGUGAACGAGUUCCCUACGUGGUGGUGUAUGGCAGUCCUGGAUUACCUCUGAUACAGUUAGUUAGACGCCCUGAAGAAAUAUUACGAGAUCCAAGUCUACGUAUCAACUACGUUUACUACGCCACCAAACAAAUCAUUCCACCACUUAACAGAGUGUUCUCCUUAAUGGGAGUCGAUGUCAGAUCGUGGUACACAGAGCUGCCAAAAUUUCAACGAGCUGGUAUUUCUUUCUACACACAGAGUGAAGACGCAAAGAAGGGCACAAUCUCUCAGUAUUUCGGCACGACCGAAUGCCCCGUUUGCGACGAAAUGACGCGCGACGACGUUUGCCAGCGUUGUCGACGCUACCCGCAGUCGUCGUUGACCGUCUUGGGCAGCCGUAUCCGAACACUGGAGCGCAACUACAAGGAACUCCGCGAGUUGUGCUUUCACUGCGUCGGUCGUCGUGAUCCGGACCUCGCUUGCGUCUCACUCGAUUGUCCGAAUCUCUAUCGCAUGAGGAGAGCUACCAAUCGACUUCAGAUGGUAUCCCGUUUGCAAGAAGUGCAAUCAACACUAGACAGUACAUCAUGAUCGUAAACAAACAUUAAUGACCGCGACAGUUUGGCGGUUUUUUCUCUUUGUGUAUUUAUUACCUGCGGCAAAUCGUUUAUUUGUGUCUCGUUUCUAUUGUGAUUAUCGAAUCGAGAUCGCUCAA
This is a messenger RNA of Corticium candelabrum, 4607 nucleotides long. RefSeq names its product DNA polymerase zeta catalytic subunit-like. Lineage: Eukaryota; Metazoa; Porifera; Homoscleromorpha; Homosclerophorida; Plakinidae. The coding region runs from base 29 to 4483 and encodes 1484 amino acids. Gene Ontology annotation, cellular component: nucleus; zeta DNA polymerase complex. The transcript has 24 exons. The record is from RefSeq and is a predicted model, not a curated record. Gene Ontology annotation, biological process: error-prone translesion synthesis; double-strand break repair via homologous recombination. Gene Ontology annotation, molecular function: DNA-directed DNA polymerase activity; nucleotide binding; DNA binding.